AUGGCUGACUUUAUCUCUCGGUCGCUGACCACUCGCCGGGCGAAGAAGCCCGAGAAGAUUGCUUCUCCUCCUAGCCGCGCAUUCAGCAUGAAGAAGGCUUCCAACUCCUCCAUCAACCGCGUCCAGAUCUCCGGACCGGUCAAUCUCAUUUCUACCACGAAUAUGCUCUCCUACAACGCUCCCGAUAUUGCUGGAUUACGCCAAGUCUCGAACGAAUCUCAUAUGACCACGCACUCCGAGGAAUCGGACCGCAGCUCUACUUCUAGUGGCUCCCGCGGUGUCUCUACGGAUGCAUCUUCCUUGGAUUCCCUUCCUACGUCGCCCGAGACGAACCACUUGACCGGUUUUUUCGACUCCGCUAAGAAGGCUGCCCCCGAGAGAUCCCGCACUCCCCGCUCUGCUUCCAACUCGAUUUCGCACUCCAAGUCUUCGUCGCGCCCGAGCAUCGACCAGAGUCACAGGUCUCUGGAAUCGAAGCGUUCGAUGGACAACAUUCAAUCGAAGCGCUCCCUGGAUUCGAAGAGGUCUUUCGACAUUGGCCCAGCCAAGCGCAGUCUGGGAACCAAGAGGUCAAUCGACAGCAUUCGGGCAGCCCAGGAAUCCAGCCGAAAGGCUGAGGAAUCGAUCCCUGACGUUCCGCAGCGGGCGCUCUCGCACAGCAAAGAGGCGCAUGAAGUUGUGGCGCGCAAGAGAUCGAUUCGCGGCAUGGGUCCUCCUAGCAGCCUCCACGGCCGCAGCUCUUCACUCCAGGAACAGCGUUCAUCCGUGGAUUUCUUCAGAAGCGGAGGCGGCGUGGAACCGAACCACCCUUUCGGACGCGAAUUGGAACAGCUGAACGAAGUUGCCGAGGAGCUCGGGGGCGUAAUUCGCGAUGUUGAGAUGGACGAAGACACGAGAUACAUGGUAGAGCGCGGGCUGCAGAAGUUCUGCGCCUCCGACUACUUGGCUGAGAUCGCACCGUUCAUGGCGGCAACAUACAGCAAGCGACCACUGGCACCCACGCCGACGCUCAGCACCACCUGGAUCUAG
This is a messenger RNA of Lasiodiplodia theobromae, 1029 nucleotides long. RefSeq lists its product as uncharacterized. NCBI's taxonomy places the organism in Eukaryota, Fungi, Ascomycota, Dothideomycetes, Botryosphaeriales, Botryosphaeriaceae. The transcript has a single exon. Bases 1 to 1029 code for a protein of 342 amino acids. The record is from RefSeq and is a predicted model, not a curated record.